AGGGACCCGGAGGACCGGCCCGCGCCGUGCCGUGCUUUCCAACCGUCGUUACUGUUAGAGCGCGGCGGCCUUGCUUAAGCAUCCCCUCAUCCUGCCACUCCCCCCCACAUAUCCAGUCAGAUAGAUAAUAUUUUGCAAGGCAUCUUACAAAGACAUGGAUGUAUUUGUUGAAAAAAGGGACAAUUUUUAAACAGAAAAGUAUACUAAGAAAUUUGGCUGCAUUCCAUCUCAGAACCAUAAAAUGAUAUCUGGGGAAGAAGAUCAGAUUCAUUAUUAGUUGAAACUAUCGUCCAUGACUGGAAGCUUCUCUCUUUCAACACCAUCAGAAGAUUAAGAUAUAUCUCGGUCGGAAAUUUCCCUGUUGAGAGUUUCCGACAGAUGUUUGAUACAGGAUGAUAUUAACCAAUGACAAAUGCUGCUUGGGAGACGGCAAACUCCUGUGAAACUGAGCAGGGGACCUAGUGGUGAACUUCACUGUCCUUCCGUUGUAGUCAGUUGUUUAUCCUGCUAGACCCAUAAUCUUGUAUUUAAGGACACUGUGUGCAAAAGCUGCUGCUUCUAAGGAUGGAAGAAAAAAAUGGUGAUGCGAGGGCUUUUUGGAAGGAGCUUGAAGAUGGUGGAAAAGUGGACUUGAUAUUUGAGCAUGUACAAAGCAUACUACAGUCUCUGAAACAAAAGAUCAAAGAUGGAUCUGCCACAAAUCAAGAAUAUACCCAAGCAAUGAUCCUGGUGAAUGAAGCCAAGAGUAACAGUUUACUACGGAUAAAGGAUGGAGCACUAGAAAGGGAUGAAGAACACAAAAGUGAAGAAACAGCAGCUCCUAUAUUUAAUGAAGAAUCUGGCCCCCAGAUGCCUUCACCUUUAACCACAGAGGAUAAAGCAAAGUCAGCUGCAGUACCUGAAGUUUGCACUUCUGAAGAGAAAAAAUCCCCUUUGUAUUUGCCUUAUCAGAGUCAUAACUGCCAUAAAUGUCUUACUAAAAGACCACUGAUCUCCUUCAAAGGGGAAAACCCACUUAAAAUACCCAUCCUAUCUAACUUCCAGAGGCGACAUGCAAAGACUAGCUCUCAUUCAGCAAUACUUCACGUGAUUUACAAAACCCCUUGUCGGAGGAGUCUGCGAAACUUUCAGGAAGUCCAGCGUUACCUGCAUGAGAUCGACUGCAAUUUUCUAAGUAUAGAUCAGUUUUCUUUCAACACCUAUGUCCAACUGAAUAGGACUAUCCUCAACCCAGAUGCAAUCGUUUCUGACUUUGAUGUCAGCAAGGGAGCUGAACCCGUGCCCAUUUCCUUCUGUAAUGAAAUUGACAGCAGAAGGUUACCUCAUUUCAAGUACAGAAAGAGCACGUGGCCACGCGGCUAUUAUCUAAACAACUUCUCUGGUGCGUUUACUGACUCUUGCGAUUGCUCAGAAGGCUGCACUGACAUAUUGAAGUGUGCUUGCCUGCAGCUGACAGCAAGAGGCUGCCCUGAAGGGUAUCCUUUUUCAAAUAAUGUACAGCCUCCUGGGUAUCGAUAUAAACGACUGCAUAGACCUGUGCCCACUGGCGUGUUCGAAUGCAGUCUGCUGUGCAAAUGCAGCCGCAGGACCUGUCAGAACAGAGUUGUGCAGCAUGGCCUUCAGGUGCGGCUGCAGGUGUUCAAUGCGGAGAAGAAAGGCUGGGGCGUCCGCUGCCUAGAUGACAUUGACAAGGGAACAUUUAUCUGCACUUAUUCAGGCAGGUUACUAAGCAGAGUGCGUCUGGAGAAAAGCAGUUGUGUCCAUCAGGAUGAUUCUUUGAAAAGUAACAGCUCCAUUCCACUUUCAAAGCAAAGGAAAGUAGAAGUUCCCUGUUCAGAUUCUGAGGGGAAGUUUGUCAAAACUAGAAAUAUAAUCUCCGGCAACACUGAGAAUCAGGAGUGCCUCCUCCCAACCAAUGGUGACACAGAAGACCGUGUGAAGGAUCUGAAGUAUGGACAUAGUCCAAGGAAUCUAAGUCAUCCAGUCAUUAGAAGGCCUCAGUCGAAAACAGCUGUUCUUCAGUGUCGCAGAAAAAGACUGGGACUUGCAGUCCUGGAGUUUAGUGUGAGCUCAGAAGAAGAAGAAGAAGGAGGAGGAGGAGUUGGUGGAACUCAUUCUAUCAAAAUUAAACUAAGCCCCAGUACAGAGAAAACAGAACCAACCUCUGAUUGUGUGGAAGGUUCUAAAGAUGACCUGCUGAGCAAAUCGAAUGUGGAGGAUACCUCCAGCCCGAAAGAGGAGACUCCAGUGGAGAACGUAUGUGAACAAGUGACUGAAAUCGUUGUGGACCAAGAGGACCAAGAUGAAAAAAACUUGGAGAGUCCAAAUCCAGAGGCCCUUUGUAGUGAAAAAUUUCCAUCUGAAACCCAGGUGGAUUUUUUGAAGACAUUCAAUAAAGACGGCAUUUAUUUAUUGGAUGCCACAAAAGAAGGGAAUAUAGGGCGUUUUCUUAACCAUAGCUGUUGCCCCAAUCUCUUUGUGCAGAAUGUUUUUGUGGAGACACACGAUAGAAAUUUCCCGUGGGUGGCAUUUUUCACAAACAGACAUGUGAAGGCUGGAACCGAAUUAACUUGGGAUUAUGGUUAUGAAGCCGGAAGCACUCCAGAGAGAGAGGUCCCAUGUCUCUGUGGAUUUCAGAAAUGUAGGAAAAGAAUAUUAUAAGUGUUUGAUGCAGAAAGUAAAUUCCUAGAAUUGAACUGCAUGUGGAGAGCACUGUCAAAUGAAUUUCCCAUCUACACCGAGCACUCACCCCGGGGACAAUUGCACUCAAACAGCUCACUCCUGAUCAGUCAGUGUGAAGGACUGUUUUUGAGCACGUGGGCAAGUAUAACAGAAUCAAGUCACAUUCCCUGGCCUCAAGAAACUUACCAGUCAAAUGAGGGAGAUGGAAGAAGAUCAAGGCUUUAGCGGGAAGUAGUACAAGUAUAUCAGAAAGGAAUAGCUGAAUAAAUCAAAUUUAUUAAAAGUGUUACUGAUCCCUUGAAGCCAGGCAGCAAUGUGGCCGGAGACAAGAGAGGCACAGAGGAUCAAGGUUCAGUUGACAUGACCCUCAUUUAAUUCCCCACUGUCCCCUGCAAGAGGGGCUCCACGCCUAGGCCUUGCUCUGCGAGUAAAGACCCUAACCAUUUUGCAAGCUACCUUUUUAUACACAGACUUGACUUUCGGUCCUCCCUUUCUUACCCCUAGCUGGGUGCAGUCAACAUGCCCAGGGCCUCCCCCUCAACAGGUUCAAGACUGUAAACUACUUAUAGGCAGGGAAUGUGCCUACCAACUCUGUUGUACUGUGCUCUUCCAAGUUCUUUGGUACAGUGCUGUGCACACACUAAGUGCUCAAUAAAUACUAUUGAUUCU
Messenger RNA from Tachyglossus aculeatus (Australian echidna), 3351 nucleotides. RefSeq names its product SET domain bifurcated histone lysine methyltransferase 2 (gene SETDB2). Gene Ontology annotation, biological process: heterochromatin organization; negative regulation of gene expression. The transcript is spliced from 14 exons. NCBI's taxonomy places the organism in Eukaryota, Metazoa, Chordata, Mammalia, Monotremata, Tachyglossidae. The coding region runs from base 565 to 2661 and encodes 698 amino acids. Gene Ontology annotation, molecular function: histone H3K9 methyltransferase activity; protein binding; DNA binding. The record is from RefSeq and is a predicted model, not a curated record. Gene Ontology annotation, cellular component: nucleus.